Molecule: messenger RNA, 1152 nt
Organism: Saccoglossus kowalevskii
Lineage: Eukaryota; Metazoa; Hemichordata; Enteropneusta; Harrimaniidae
Molecular function (GO): Notch binding
Source: RefSeq, a predicted model, not a curated record
AUGCUUGCAGGUCAACAGGACAGCUGCGGUGGAUGUGGGUAUGGAGGCACAUGCCUCUGGCACACAAAGCGAUGCAUAUGUGCGAUGGGUUACACUGGAGAAAACUGUGAAUAUCCAAUAGUUAACACAUGUGGAUGCCUGAACGGAGGAACGUGUAUCACUGGCACCAAGAUAUGCGCAUGUAAGGAAGACUACCAUGGCAAUCAGUGCCAGUAUGAUAGCUACGAGGAAUUGCUCGAUAAAAAAUACGGGAUAGACGAGUCAGCAUAUAUUGCAGAUGGUGAUUUUCAUUGUGAAUAUACCGUGAAUGGUUGUCAAAAUGGCGGUACGUGCCUCGCCAACGGCGAGUGCCACUGCCCUUUCCGUUACGAGGGAGAACAAUGUGAGAACAUAGCGGAAUGGUACAGUCUUGAAGAAGAAGAAAAUAAAGAAAACAAGAAAUCUGUGACGGAAAUUUUGGUCAUAGCCUUUGUGAUAAUAGUUAUUGCUAUAACCGGUCUCUGCGCCUGUUGUGUCUGUGUAUCGCGACGAAAUGCCAAGACCAGACAGCGCCACCAAAUGAUGGCAGCCAACAUAUCACUACAGCCUAAGCAAGGUUUUCAAACUUAUCGUCCACAUUGGUAUACCCAUUUUGAGAGUGUCCGCCAGAAAGAAGAAACCCGACCCAAAAUUAUUGUGAAUGGAACGCUGGAACCAAUGAAUACCGCCUCUGAUGCUGACGAUGGUGGUCGAGCUAGAGGAAGUGGAAACUAUCGCUACGAUCAGCUCGAAAUGAGCCAGCAUGAUAUAGCGCCCUCUGUGCCUGCUCCACCCAUACCUUCAAUCAGUAUAUCGGCGAGAUCGGGCAGAACGCAACAGAGUACCCCAACACGUCGCGUUCCUGAACUGCCGCCCUCGUACGACACCGUAACAAAACAGUACCAAACCGUCAAACUCGCCGACGUACGUGAGGAUGAUAUGAAGUAUUAACAUUCAUUGGACUAGUUAGUUAUUUAAACAAAAUCCUGCUACAAAUAUUAUAUAUUUUGUUACAAGAUAUAUCAUUGUUCUUUCUGUGAUGGGAAAGUAAGGGUUUAGUAUAUGUUCAACGACCAUACCUCAGACUCACUGUGUACGGUGAAAUGUUAUCAUGUAAAUAUACAAUCUGCUUAU